Molecule: messenger RNA, 2020 nt
Organism: Leptomonas pyrrhocoris
Lineage: Eukaryota; Euglenozoa; Kinetoplastea; Trypanosomatida; Trypanosomatidae
Exons: 1
Coding region: 32-2020 (662 amino acids)
Source: RefSeq, a predicted model, not a curated record
GAGUCACCGUAAACGGCAUGAAUGCUGCUUCAUGUUCAGCCUGCUCCGGACUCGGCGAAUCCUUCGUUGCGCAGGACGCGUGCUGGACCCGGAAGCCCUCCUAUUAUCCGUUUUAAAACAUCAGUCUACCUCUCUCCCUAACAACAACAGUCUUCCACUCCACGGUUUGCCAGAUCUCAGAGAACCAGCACAAGAUGGAAUCCCAACCGCCAAUUCUGAUGCGCAAGGUGAGAGCUGUGGAGCUCCCUCUUCUGAAGACUACAGAAUCUUUUUCGAUUGCUUACAAAGCAAGAAGGAGACGUCAGCAGAUUCUUCAUUUCACCAGUCUCCUAAGCCAACUCAAAACUUUCCAGCGGUGGUGUCCCAGUUAAAUUUGGAGCCCUUGAGGUGCUCUCCUUCACAGGGAGACGCGCACAGAACAUCGCAGAGUGCCGGAUGUGACGACUUGUGUUUCACUCUAGCGGCCGCUGAAGCAGACCCCAACGUCACUUUUCCAGAAAUUUUGACGCUAUGGGAGAGCUUUGUAGAGGGAUAUGGGGCGUACUACGCGGAGCAGCUUUCUCCCGAUCUACGCCGCCGCGAAGCUGCGCUGCUCAAUUACAAGCUCGAGGAUCCCGUGCUGGGGCAGUUGGCGGCGAUGAAAGGUGGAUCGCAGUCACGCAAAAAGACACCUAAGUAUAUUGCGGACGUUCUCCAGCUAGAUACACAAGAAAGUGCACGUUCUCAUCCAACAAAUUACGCGAUGGAAGGGGGACCCUCAUCAACUCCGUUUGCGUGUUAUGGCCUCCUUCACUUCUCCGCCGAGCUGGGGGACGUCGACUACCUCCACUCCCUCUUCCAUCGAUUUCCGCACGGGUUUCCUCUCCGCUGGCUCUCUACCCCAUCCGGCUUUGACCGAGAUGACCGCUUUGGGGACGGCGGGCUUUUCGGAGAGGCGAGGACGUCGAGCAACUUUGGUGUGACGGGCUGCACGACGUCUGACUCCGCGCAUCAAACGCAUCAGACGCAGGGGCGACGGACAGAGUUGCGUUCGUUUGCGCAGAUAGCCGCGUACUGCCCGGACCACCUGGGUCUCUACCUGAGCCACCUGGCCGGGAUGAGUGGCCACAUCGCUUACAUCGCGUUUCUCAUCAGCGUGCUUGGUGCGGACUUCGUGCUUCGGGAACAGCGGUGCGUGCCACCUAUUUCCACUGCCUACACGUGGGGAAUACAGCGGUAUAUGAGCGACCUAAACGCAACGCAGUGCGCCGUGGCCGGUCAGCAAGUUGCACUGCUGGAGUGGAUCGAGAAGGAACACCCUCACGCGUUACAGAAAUUGCACGCCAGAAAAACAUUGGAUGCACUGAUGAUUGCCGCAAUGUCGAAGGACGACAGCACCGACAUCUUGGACUUUUUUCUCUCGCGCGACAUGCCGCCCAUCAGAUCCCUUCUCACGGUGGAAACAACAUCUGCCUCCGCUGAGCGCGUGGGCAUGCAUCGCGGCGUUGCUGGGGUUGGCAACCAAGACUUGCAGAAUUCAGGUAUUCUGCGCCUCCUAUUCGCUGCAGCGGAGGUGGGGAACGCUGGUGUGCUUCGGUGGUUUAACGGAGUGCUAGGCAAGACAGACGUGCGGCAGCUGUGCGACUCACACGGUGCGACCAUCCUGCAUCAUUGCGCGCGGGGCCGCAACGCUCCUCUCCUGGAAACGCUGCUGCCGGCUUCCGUGGAGGACGGCGGCGCCGCAUCGAAAACAGGCGAGCUUUUCUGGAGGCCACUGGAUCCGCUCUGGGUCGAUGUCGAGGACGAUCAAGGUCUCACGCCUGCCACGUGGUGCGUGAUGAGCGCGAGGCGGAGCAAAGACGCAGUUGAUACUCUCGAAGUACUGCGCAAAGCGGGUUCAAACUGGCCGCGACAGCGGCAAAACGGCGUCUCUUUGUUGGACGUCGCAACGCGGUUUGUGUCGAGGCAUUCAAAGCUCGCCCGGUACAUUACAAUGCACAUCCAACCUCCCGGUAGGUCUACCGCUCCUCCGCCACCGUAA